Molecule: messenger RNA, 2398 nt
Organism: Drosophila takahashii
Lineage: Eukaryota; Metazoa; Arthropoda; Insecta; Diptera; Drosophilidae
Product: kalirin
Biological process (GO): axon guidance
Cellular component (GO): extrinsic component of membrane; cytoplasm
Molecular function (GO): guanyl-nucleotide exchange factor activity
Source: RefSeq, a predicted model, not a curated record
AAAGCGCAACAGUUGACGCCAACACAAACAGAGAGAUACGAAUACGUGUUCCAAAGCCAGAAAGGCUAAAACAAAAACGCCAAAAAAUAUAUAAAAAAUAAGAUAAACAUUAUAUACACUUGGCGGUGGGGCUGACAAAAAACCAAAAGUAAAUAUACACGCUCGUAAACAUUUAAUUCAACUGGAGCGGCGGGGGAGAAUUGAGCAGGCAAAUUCGCUCGAAGAGAAGUCCCCAAGAUAAUGUGGAAGUGAAAAGCCCCCGAGAGAGACAGUUAAGGAAAAUCGGAGAAAGAGAGUAGCUCCAACCUAAAGAUAAGGUUUAUCGGUAGGCAAAAAUGGCCGACGAAGAUCUCAGUCCGCUGCCCUUCCGCCGGGAGCGCAAUCUCAGCAACCGCAACUUCAACAAGCGAACCUCUCGCCGGCGGAUCAGCCAGCAGGCGGUAACAGCGGCGGAGCAGGCCGUCAGUAGCCCACUGGAGACCGGAGGCGACAGUUCCCCGAGCAACAGCAGCUCCAGCUCGUUCCAGCUAUCGUACUCCGUGAAUUCCGAUACGGAGAGUGCCUUCCAGCGACGCUCUCUGCUCAAAAUGCACGAGGCAACCAACGGAGGAGGAGUGGAGGUCACCACCCCGGACUCCACCACUCCCAUGUCACCGCAAACCCCAGAUCCCGCCCUCUUGGAUGUUCGACAGAAGGUGCAUCGCUUUGAGACCCUGAAAACCACCAUCUGCUUUAUGAAGCAGGAGAGGCAUAGUCUAAAGUUACUGGAGAACCGUCGUCACCCUUCAUUCGAGGAUUAUUCCGGGGAUCAACGAUCCACACCGCCAGCCACGCCCCCACGGAGGAUACGCCUACCGGGAUUGGGUAGCAGUCGCAGUAGCUCCAUUCGCAGUCUUCAGGGUAGCGAAAGCAUACACGAAGUGCGAUCCGAGGACGAAGUGGAUCAGAUAUCCGACUUUGAAACGGAUCCGCAUGCCACAGCCACCGAGGAAUACGUACUUGCGGAUACCAUUUCAGAGGUCAUUCCCAGUUCAAGUCAGGAGGAGGAGAAUGAUGAGGCGAAGAAUCAGCAGCAGCAGCAGGUGCAGCGAUCCAUUAGCGCAGAUCAAUCCAAAGAUAGACUCACAUUGCCGCUAAAAAUGCGCAACGAUUUCCCCAGAAACUAUCGUUCUACGCCGAGACGAAAGACUGAAAUCAUUGGGACCACCAACGAGCAUGUGGUGGGCAAGUUUCACUCGGUCUACCAGCCCAAAGAUGAAGAGGAGGAAGUAGAGAUCGAGCUGCGCGACAAGAGCGACAAGUGCGUGCAUCCGAUUCUGGAGGAGCUGAUCAAGACGGAGGAGGCCUACGUGAAUAACCUUUUCACGGGAAUUGAGAAUUAUGGCAACAUUUUCCAGCGCAAGGAUCUUCCUUUGGGCCUUCGGGGCAAGAAGUACGAUCUGUUCGGCAACAUCGAGCAGAUCGCCGAGUUCCAUCGGGACGAGUUCCUGCCCAUGCUGCAGCGCAAUCGACGCGAUCUAAAGCGAUUGUUCGAUGAGUUCCUGCAGUUCCUAGAUCAAAACUGCUUUUAUGGCUAUGUUAUCUUCACAAUGAACAAGCAAAAGUCCCUCAAACUGUGCGAUCUCUAUAAAAAUUACUUUACAAGUAUUCGCCUGGAACGCGAUGAUAAGUUGGGCAUUAAUAGCUUUCUGGUCCAACCCAUUCAGCGCAUGGCUCGUUAUCCUUUGCUCCUGACGCAGUUCAUCAAUACCUUCUUCAAGAACCGUGAUAUAGUGAUGAAGCCACUAAUUGAGUCCUGCUGUCGGUUGGAGAAACGACUGCGUUCCCUGCUGACCACCACCAAUGAGUCGGAGAUCAUCAAUGACAUAGUGGACUGUCAUGAGUUCAAUGUCUACUAUCAGGGCAAAUUCCGCAAGGUAAACGAGUUCCAGGUGCUCGAUCACAAGCUAAAGCGCAGCUAUCGAGCCAAGGUCUUCAUUUUCGACAAGUGCAUUAUAUACACGGAGAUCAAGGGCAAGAACCUGAUCUUUCACGGUCGUUAUCCUUGCGAGCACAUUGGCAUCUCGGCCAAAACAAAGUCAUUUACGCUUUACUAUGAGCGCAGGAAGCAGCAGGAAUGUGAAUUCAGCGCGGAUCCAGUGCAAAUUGCCGCCUGGUUGGAUUUAAUCCGGGAUAUGAUCAAUAAUUUCGCUAACGAGGAGCGAGCGAAGCUGCAGGAGCGCUAUUCCCGCGAAAACGAUCACCUGCAUCGCAAGGCUCCCAGUUUUUCGCUCUAUCGCGACUCCAAUCGCUUUAGUUCGGAUAGCGGAAUCGGUAAUAUCUGGAUAAUGCCGAAACCAGACGAAGAGACGAUCAGCAACAGGACUACUUGGUAUGCGGCCUCCUAAAUUGGGAUUCU